Molecule: messenger RNA, 1086 nt
Organism: Didymodactylos carnosus
Lineage: Eukaryota; Metazoa; Rotifera; Eurotatoria; Philodinida; Philodinidae
Source: the annotation of a GenBank genome assembly
AUGCAAGAACAUAAAAUAAUGAGUGAUGAGAAAUCAUCGGGUCGUAUUCCAUCUUCAACGUCGUUGAACACUACCACACCAGCUGCUUCAAUUCCAUUACCAGCCACGUCAAACACGAAUAGUUCUUCUCAGCAACAAUCAACUACUACCACAAAAUCUACUCAAAAAGAUUUAAAACCAAAUUAUCAAAUAAAAUUUACAUUAUCUGGUCAUUUAAAAGCAAUAUCAUCAUUAAAAUUUAGUCCAAACGGUGAAUGGUUAGCAUCAGCAUCAGCUGAUAAAACAAUAAAAAUAUGGGGAGCAUUCGAUGGAAAAUGGGAAAAAACAAUUAGUGGACACAAAUUAGGUAUUUCAGAUUUAGCAUGGUCAUUUGAUAAUAGAUAUCUAGUUAGUGCAUCGGAUGAUAAAACUCUUAAAAUUUGGGAUAUAACCCGUGCAAAAUGUUUAAAAACAUUGAAAGGACAUACAAAUUAUGUGUUUUGUUGUGAUUUUAAUCCACAAUCAAAUUUAAUUGUUAGUGGAUCAUUUGAUGAAUCUGUUAAAAUAUGGGAUGUUCGAUCAUCAAAAUGUCUAAGAACAUUACCAGCACAUAGUGAUCCAGUUACAGCUGUACAUUUUAGUCGUGAUGGCACAAUGAUCGUUUCAAGUUCGUAUGAUGGUUUAUGUCGUAUAUGGGAUACAUCAAGUGGCAUGUGUUUGAAAACUCUCAUUGAUGAUGAUAAUCCUCCAGUGAGUUUUGUUAAAUUUUCACCAAAUGGUAAAUAUAUAUUAGCUGCUACAUUGGAUAAUACAUUAAAAUUAUGGGAUUAUUCUAAAGGAAAAUCAUUAAAAUUAUAUACAGGCCAUAAAAAUGAAAAAUAUUGUAUAUUUGCAAAUUUUUCUGUAACCGGUGGAAAAUGGAUUGUAUGCGGAUCAGAAGAUAAUUAUGUUUAUUUAUGGAAUUUACAGACAAAAGAAAUUGUUCAGAAACUUGAAGGACAUACCGAUGUUGUGAUGUGUUGUGCGUGUCAUCCAAAAGAAAAUAUUAUUGCCAGUGGUGCACUAGAAAAUGAUAAAACAAUAAAAAUAUGGAAAUCGGAUAUCUAA